AGGUACAUGUAAAAAAAGAGUUUAUUCUACAUAUCAAUAUCUACAGGUUCAAUAUAAACACAGUGUAAUAAUUCAAUAAUAAAUGAUAAUUGCCUUGUGAUAAAUUUAGUAAAUAAUAACAAAUGUGAGUCUGCUAUUCCAUCAUCUUCAGAUUUUCAGCAUCUGAAGUGUCUCCUGUAUAAACAGGAGCAGAUCUUCCAUGUUAGACUAAAGCAGUGUACACCAAUAAACCCACAUCCUAUAAGUCUACACUUUUCAUUGUUUCUUCUGUACUUGGUGCAUUUGAAAAGCUCUAAUGAGUGCUUGUAAGAGAGAAUACAGCUAUUACUAAACACAGAGUCUCCAUGCAGUGUGUUGAUUUGUUUCAGGAGGAGCUGAAAACUGCUCUGAAGCCCCUACAGGAGAAACUGAAGAUCUUUAAAGACUGUAAACUGCACUGGAGUCAGACUGCAGAACAUAUAAAGAUUCAGGCCCAACGCACAGAGCGGCAGAUUAAGGAGUUGUUUGAGAAGCUUCACCAGGUUCUACGAGAUGAAGAGGCAGCCAGGAUAGCUGCACUGAGAGAGGAAGAGGAGCAGAAGAGUCAGAUGAUGAAGGAGAAGAUUGAGAAGCUGAGCAGAGACAUAUCAUCUCUUUCAGACACAAUCAGAGGCGUAGAAGAGGAGAUGAGAGCCGAAGACGUCUCGUUCUUACAAAACUACGAGGCCACAGUGAGAAGAGCUCAGUGCACACUGCAGCAUCCAGAGGAGCUUUCAGGAACACUGAUCCAUGUGGCAAAACAUCUGGACAACCUGAAGUUCAGAGUCUGGGAGAAGAUGCAGGACGCGGUCCAAUACACACCUGUAACUCUGGACCCCAACACUGCUCACCCUCUCCUCAUUGUAUCUGAUGAUCUGACCAGUGUGAGACUCAGUGAUGAGGAACAGAAGCUUCCUGAUAAUCCAGAGAGAUUUGAUGAUCGUUACUGUAUCCUGGGCUCUGAGGUCUUUAACUCAGGGACACACUGCUGGGACGUUGAAGUAGGAGACUGUACACUGUGGUAUGUGGGUGUGAUGACAGAAUCUGCGCAGAGGAAGGGAAAUAUAUUCUCCAGAAGUGGAAUCUGGUAUGUGUGGUAUUCUGGUGGUAAAUAUAGAACAUGUUCUACACCACAGCCAGACAAGAUCUUAUUAAAAACUGGGACAGAAACCUUUUCUCCAAAGGUCAGAGUAUUGUGCACUGUGAUGUAUUCACUCUGUUUCAUGUCAGCUUUGCUUUGUUUUUAUUUGUGUGUACGCUCCCACCAGUGCAGGGGAGAGAAUGGUUUUCUUAAAUAAACUAGACAAGGUCAU
This is a messenger RNA of Ictalurus punctatus (channel catfish), 1331 nucleotides long. Its product is annotated as E3 ubiquitin-protein ligase TRIM35. Bases 345 to 1316 code for a protein of 323 amino acids. The transcript is spliced from 5 exons. NCBI's taxonomy places the organism in Eukaryota, Metazoa, Chordata, Actinopteri, Siluriformes, Ictaluridae. The record is from RefSeq and is a predicted model, not a curated record.